Messenger RNA from Moneuplotes crassus, 479 nucleotides. The record is from the annotation of a GenBank genome assembly. Lineage: Eukaryota; Ciliophora; Spirotrichea; Euplotida; Euplotidae.
UAAAAAUAUGAAAGAAAAUAUUUUGGAUGCUCUUAUCUCAUCAAAGGUAGAUACUAGGAAGCAAGGAGUGGCCAAAGCUUCUAGGUUCAAGAGCAGAAAGAUUCGGUCUCCUAAUCUUCGAUUGGAGAACAAUAAAUUUAGAAUAUUUUCUCCAAGUCCCAAACCAAGAGAUAAAAUUAAUGUGGCAACUGAUAUAAAGCAAACCACUCGACAGCAUCUGCAAAUCAAGAAUAGGCCUAGACAUCGUAAUAUCAGUAUCUCAAGUGUUAAGAAGACCACUUGGAAGCCUAAAAGUAAGAUAGGGUCUGGCCUAUAUUUUACCAUAUGCACAAAUUGGUGAUUUUGUCAUUUAUGCCUCGUCGAACCAAUUUUUAGGCUCUAAAUUGAUCGGAGAAAUUACAAGAGCCAUAAUCAAGCCAAGACAAUUGCUUUGCGAUCAGUUCUUUAAUAAUAUGUCCUUAGAUUAAUAACUUUAUCAC